This is a messenger RNA of Fusarium venenatum, 555 nucleotides long. Its product is annotated as ubiquitin-conjugating enzyme/RWD-like protein. The record is from RefSeq and is a predicted model, not a curated record. NCBI's taxonomy places the organism in Eukaryota, Fungi, Ascomycota, Sordariomycetes, Hypocreales, Nectriaceae.
UUGUCACAGACACAAAGGCUACGACGACACGAUACGAUACUGAUACCAAAAUCUACAAAAGUCAAACCUCGCGCACAUUUGCUUAGCUUGCAUCAGUAUUCCAAAAUGGCUCUUCCGAAGCGUAUCAUUAAAGAGACAGAAAGGCUCAUGGCCGAACCUGUUCCAGGAAUCAGUGCCAUCCCUCACGAGGACAACCUCCGAUACUUCGAUGUUCAAAUCCACGGCCCUGCCCAGUCUCCUUACGAGGGCGGCGUCUUCAACCUUGAGCUCUUCCUACCCGACGACUACCCCAUGACACCUCCCAAGAUCCGAUUUCUUACCAAGAUCUUCCACCCCAACGUUGAUAAGCUUGGUCGCAUCUGUCUUGACGUUCUUAAGAACAACUGGUCUCCCGCCCUCCAGAUCCGAACCAUCCUUCUCUCGAUCCAAGCUCUUCUCGGUGCCCCUAACCCCGACGAUCCCCUCGCUGCCGAUGUUGCCAAGAGCUGGAAGGAGGACGAGCAGGCGGCUAUCGCAACCGCCAAGGAGUGGACUGCUCAGUACGCGAAGCCUUGA